GGGCGGCUCCACCCUGACUCGGGGCCUCAGUCAGCCCCCGGGGGAGGCCAUGAAUGCCACGGGGACCCCGGUGGCCCCCGAGUCCUGCCAACAGCUGGCGGCCGGCGGGCACAGCCGGCUCAUCGUGAUGCACUACAACCACUCGGGCCGGCUGGCCGGGCGCGGGGGGCCGGAGGACGGUGGCCUUGGGGCCCUGCGGGGGCUGUCGGUGGCCGCCAGCUGCCUGGUGGUGCUGGAGAACUUGCUGGUGCUGGCGGCCAUCACGAGCCACAUGCGGUCGCGACGCUGGGUCUACUAUUGCCUGGUGAACAUCACACUGAGCGACCUGCUCACGGGCGCGGCCUACCUGGCCAACGUGCUGCUGUCGGGGGCCCGCACCUUCCGCCUGGCGCCCGCCCAGUGGUUCCUACGGGAGGGCCUGCUCUUCACCGCCCUGGCCGCCUCCACCUUCAGCCUGCUGUUCACCGCCGGGGAGCGCUUUGCCACCAUGGUGCGGCCGGUGGCCGAGAGUGGGGCCACCAAGACCGGCCGCGUCUACAGCUUCAUCGGCCUCUGCUGGCUGCUGGCCACGUUGCUGGGAAUGCUGCCUUUGCUGGGCUGGAACUGCCUGUGCGCCUUUGACCGCUGCUCCAGCCUUCUGCCCCUCUACUCCAAGCGCUACAUCCUCUUCUGCCUGGUGAUCUUCGCCAGCGUCCUGGCUACCAUCAUGGGCCUCUACGGGGCCAUCUUCCGCCUGGUGCAGGCCAGUGGGCAGAAGGCCCCACGCCCGGCCGCCCGCCGCAAGGCCCGCCGCCUGCUGAAGACGGUGCUGAUGAUCCUGCUGGCCUUCCUGGUGUGCUGGGGUCCGCUCUUUGGGCUGUUGCUGGCCGACGUCUUUGGCUCCAACCUCUGGGCCCAGGAGUACCUGCGGGGCAUGGACUGGAUCCUGGCCCUGGCCGUCCUCAACUCGGCGGUCAACCCCAUCAUCUACUCCUUCCGCAGCAGGGAGGUGUGCAGAGCCGUGCUCGGCUUCCUCUGCUGCGGGUGUCUCCGGUUGGGCAUGCGAGGUCCCGGGGACUGCCUGGCCCGGGCUGUCGAGGCUCACUCUGGAACUUCCACCACCGACAGCUCUCUGAGGCCGAGGGACAGCUUUCGGGGCUCCCGGUCACUCAGCUUUCGGAUGCGGGAGCCCCUGUCCAGCAUCUCCAGCGUGCGGAGCAUCUGAGACUGCAGCCUUGCGUGCGGACGGUGCAGCCACCGGGUACGUGCCAGGCAGGCCCUCCUGGGGUGCAGGAAGCCGUGUACACGGAGCCUUGCUUGGAUGGGGAGCAGAGAACGGGACAGGCCCCCGUGGUCUUCCCGGUGGCCUCUUGGGCCUUCCCGUGG
This is a messenger RNA of Macaca mulatta (Rhesus monkey), 1365 nucleotides long. It is a transcript of the gene S1PR4, whose product is annotated as sphingosine-1-phosphate receptor 4. The record is from RefSeq and is marked provisional. NCBI's taxonomy places the organism in Eukaryota, Metazoa, Chordata, Mammalia, Primates, Cercopithecidae. Gene Ontology annotation, molecular function: sphingosine-1-phosphate receptor activity. Gene Ontology annotation, biological process: G protein-coupled receptor signaling pathway. Gene Ontology annotation, cellular component: membrane.